Molecule: messenger RNA, 1581 nt
Organism: Miscanthus lutarioriparius
Lineage: Eukaryota; Viridiplantae; Streptophyta; Magnoliopsida; Poales; Poaceae
Source: the annotation of a GenBank genome assembly
AUGACCGCCGCGGCGCUGUUCCCAGGCGCUCUACUCCAACAAUGGCGACUCCCUGCAACUCUUGUCGUCGCAGUAGCCUUUUCUCUUGUUUCCAUCCUCCUCCUGUCAUGGUCAAGGACACGACGGAGCAGACGCAGGCCAGCCCUGAAUCUGCCUCCCGGUCCGCAGACGCUGCCCCUCCUCGGCAACCUGCACCAGAUUGGCCCACUGCCGCACCGGGGCCUGUGGGCGCUCGCGAGGCAGCAUGGGCCCGUCAUGCUUCUGCGUCUCGGCUCGGUGCCCACGGUGGUGGCGUCCUCGCCGGAGGCGGCGCGGGAGGUCAUGAAGACGCACGACGUGCACUGCUGCAGCCGACCUGCAAUGUCCGGGCCUCGCCGGCUUACGUACGAAUAUAAGGAGGUCGCCUUCGCCCCCUACGGCGACCAUGUCCGUGACAUGCGCAAGCUCUUCAUCCUCGAGCUGCUCAGCAUGCGCCGCGUCCAGGCUGCCUGGGACGCCCGGGUGGCUCAGGCGGAAAAGCUCGUCUUGAACCUGACCCGUGCCGGAGCGAACCCGGUGGCGCUCAACGAGCACAUCUUCAGCGCCGUGGAUGGCAUCAUCGGCACGGUGGUGUUCGGUGAAAUCUACGGCACGGAGCAGUUCAAUUUGCAGUUCCUGAACAUUCUUAGUCAAGUGAUGGACAUGCUAGGCAGCUUCUCCGCCGAGGAUUUCUUCCCCAGCACCGCUGGCCGUUUCAUCGACUGCCUGACAGGCGUCACCGCCCGUCGCGACAGGAUAUUCCAAAGGUUCGAUGCAUUCUUGGAAGAAGUCAUUGAGGGGCACCUCAACACCGCUCACAGUGAGCAGCAUAGCCAUAGAAACCCAAGAAGAUCAGAUCUCGUGAAAGCACUGAUUGGGCUUUUCAAGGACAAUAAUGCAAGUACGGUGCCUUUCACCCGUGACCAUGUGAAAGCUAUGCUCUUUGACACUUUUGUCGGCGGCAUUCACACUACCUCUAUUACCAUGGUGUGGGCGAUGGCAGAAAUGAUCCAGCACCCGAGUGUGCUGAAGAGUGUGCAGGACGAAAUCAGAGAUGUGGUAGGCGGCAAAGAGAUGGCUUCACCUGACGACGUGUCCAACCUCAAGCUCCUCAAGAUGGUUGUGAAGGAGACCCUCCGGAUGCAUCCUCCCUUAACCCUGCUGCUUCCAAGGGAGACUAUCCAACAAGUCAAUAUCAGAGGGUAUGACGUUCCAGCAAAUACAAGAAUCAUCGUGAACGCAUGGGCAAUCGGCAGGGACCCUGACAUUUGGGAGGAUCCAGAGGAGUUCAACCCAGAGAGAUUCAUGGGGUCAGACGUCGACUUCAACGGCGCAAAUUUCGAGUUCCUGCCUUUCGGCUCAGGUCGCCGGAUUUGCCCGGGGAUGGCCAUGGCUGUGACUAACAUCGAGUUCAUCUUGGCCAACCUGCUUCACUGUUUUGACUGGGAACUCCCUGAGGGGGCGAGGAAAGAAGACAUGAGCAUGCAGGAGGCUGGGAGUAUGGCAUUCCACAAGAAAACGCCACUGCUGUUGGUACCAAGGAGGUACCAGACUAGUCAUUGA